Pseudomyrmex gracilis is the source of this 3861-nucleotide messenger RNA. Its product is annotated as UPF0505 protein C16orf62 homolog. Gene Ontology annotation, biological process: endocytic recycling. The transcript has 18 exons. Gene Ontology annotation, cellular component: endosome. The record is from RefSeq and is a predicted model, not a curated record. NCBI's taxonomy places the organism in Eukaryota, Metazoa, Arthropoda, Insecta, Hymenoptera, Formicidae. Bases 367 to 3306 code for a protein of 979 amino acids.
GAGUGCACAAUAUCGUACGGUUCUAGGGGAAGUAUUUCUCGGAAAUUUCUCCUCUGGCUGUUCCUACUACCGCUCGCCGUUCUCCUUCGAUCUCGAGCCGUUGGCAGAAACCGAAGAAAAAUGGCGCGCAGUAGUAGAAGCAGUUAAAAGAGAAAUUUUUGAGAAAUUGGGAGAAAUAUUUCCCUUGGAGCCGCACGAUAUGGUGCACUUCUGUGUACACCCAACAUUCCGUAUGAUUACUGGUGUAUCAGCUGUAUGGGCGGAUGCCGCGGAAGUCCGUUAAAAGCGUAACAUUUCAUAUGAUUCCCUGCAUGUACAUACACAUACAAACAAAAUAAACAAUUUUAAUACAAUCUAUAACCUAUAAUGAUGGAGAUAGAAUGGAUAUCAAAACCUAUCAAAUAUGGAACUGUGAAGUCUGCAUGUCUAGAAGAAACUACAGAUCAUCCUCUGAAACCAGUUGUAGUUACUAUGAUAGAUGGACGUAAUGUAGUCAGACGUAAUACAUUUCGAAGUACAAGCACUGGGUCAUCUACUGGGACACCAACACCAACACAUACAGCUCCCAUAAAUCCAUUAAAUGAUCCAUUAUUGAACCAUCCUUCUCUGGAUGGUUCUGAUCCUCUUACACAAUUUGCACGAGAAGAAUUAGAUCCUCUCUCUAAAAUGGCUGCAGAUGAAUGGGACUAUUCUAAUGUUGCAUUUGCUGGCAAAAAAUUGAAAGACACUGCAGAAGAAUUGGUAGAACCAUGGUCUGUAAGACGUUCUGCUAUAUUGAGCAAAUAUACAACCUCUGAAAAAUUAUCAAUUGUCACGAGUUUUCUACCGGGCGGUGAAAAAGUCGUUGUAAAAGUUCAGCCAAGUGGACCAAUGGUUGACAAGGUAAAAACUCGACUUGAGCAAUUAGAUGAUUUUGAAGAAGGUUCUGUUCGACAAAUGUUAGACUUAUCGCAACAACAGUAUACCGCGCGAAUCGAGCAAUUAAAUAAUGAAUUAGUACAAGCUUGGCAUUCCGAUCAAAGAGUAAAAGCACUUAAAAUUGCAAUUCAGUGUGCCAAAUUAUUAGUAGAUGUAUCUGUAAUGGCUUUUUAUCCAAGCAAGUUUGUUCUCAUAACAGAUAUUUUGGAUAUUUUCGGAAAACUUGUGUAUGACAGACUGAAAAUGAAAGCUGAAUACUACAAACCAGGAAGUAAAGUGCCUACGAGCUUGCCUGACAAUUUUACACCCAACAUGGUUCCUGAAAACGCUAAAGAAACGUGUCAAAAUUGGUUUUACAAAAUUGCUUCUAUACGCGAAUUGGUGCCGCGUCUCUAUGUGGAAAUGGCAAUAAUAAAAUCAUAUAGUUUUCUAACGACAAGUGAGUUUAACAUUGCUUUACUGCGUAUAACUCGUAUGAUAAGAGGAAUCGGAAACCCGUUAAUAGCAGUUUAUGCGAGAUGCUAUCUAUGUCGCGUCGGAUUAGCAUUGAAUAAAACAUCAGAUUUUGAAUUUAUGAGAGAAAAUCUGUACGACUUUCUUUUCACGUAUCAGCAACUAUUCGGAACUGCUGUGAAAAACGAAUUAGCGAAGCAAAAUAUUAGUCUGCAUUCGUAUCUGAAUCUUUAUUCGCCAGCUUUGGAUUGGAUCGUACAAGUUUUGGUGGCAACGUCACCUGAGAGCCUAUUGGAGGAAGUUGUAUCGCGAUGUACAAAACAAGAGAAUGGAUCGUUAUUAUUAAAUACAAUAUUGACCGCAUUUAAACCAACAUACAUUGCCGCACGUGCUAUGAACUUUGUAAAUUUAAUAGUGAAGAGUGAAGACGAUGGAUAUCCUCAGUAUCUUCUGUAUCGAAGUUUGGGAGAGUGUCUUAUAAAAGAAUCUCCACCAAAAGAAGACUGUCAAUCGGUACUGAACGUAGUGUGGAAAUAUAUAACGGACCUUACAGAUCCCUACAAAUUUAUGCAUUGCAUUGAGAUUUGGAUUCAAUUCACAGUCAUACAUUUUUCUGUAAACGAAUUGAAUUUAUUUUUUGGCAAGAUAAUAGACUGUUUACGACCGAACAAAACUUUUGAAAACUAUUACUCACAGUUACAGAAUAUUAUUGAAAAGAUAGUUGCUCAUACGCAAGAUUUUGAAUCUCUGCUCGCCGUAGACAAUUUUUUGCCUUUAAUCGAUUUGUUUCACAAAGAAAGCAUUAAAGUUGAAGUUUGUAAAACUGUCAUAGAAGGAUUGAGUACGCAGAGCGGACCUAUUACGGAUCCCAUUAUUAUAAAUGCUCUGAUGUUUAUUGCAAGGAUAAUGCACGAUUCUGUUAGUGCUCUGACUGUCGAAGAUGAAAAGCGACAAAUCGGACAACUGAUAUGUGGCCUAGUACAACGAGUAGAUUACGGUCGCGAUUUUGAGAAGCAACUUAGUUUUUACGUAGAAGUUAGAGCGGCAUUUCCCAAUCUUGAUAGUGUUCAUAUACAACUUGUACAGUGUGUAAAUAGAUUAGCAGUUGAUACUAGGAAGAUAGUGCGUGGCCAUCACACGAGAAGAACGUCGGCAUUUGUGCGCGCCUGUGCUGCAUUCUGUUUUAUUACUAUACCUUCGCUAACUUUUGUACACACGCGCCUUCAAUUAUAUCUAUUAUCUGGACAAGUCGCUCUUUUAAAUCAAUGUCUAGGUCAAGCUGAUGCCUGUUUCAAAGCCGCUUUAAGUUUAGUACCAGAAAUGCCGAAAACCAUUGAUAUUGAUGGAAGACAAAAAAAUUCGCAACCAUAUUUGCUCUCAUACUUGUCGAGUUUCUUAUCAACAUUACUAGUAGUUCCAGAUAGCCCAGAACACGGCGUCUUGUAUUUAAUGAGAGGUUUGCUCAAUGCGGUUCAACGUUGUUUCGAAGAAAACGCCUUGAUCAAGUCGUAUUUGUAUUUACGUGUACUCGAUCUUCUCUCAACUGUAGCACAGGAAAAUUAUCCGUAUCACAUUGACAAGGUUGAUUCGAACGAUAAAUUGUACGGAUCCGAUCAGAAAUUUAUUGGCGAGGUCAAUAAAAUUUGUUCGAAAAUUGUCGAGGAACUUCUAAAUCAUCUCAAACAUCUUGGAUCUACUGAGCAACUUGACAAACAAUCUGCUCUAGCGCUUGAGCUAUUCAACUGUUUUAUUAUCCGUGCAGAUUUGAGAAAUCCUGCGUUGGCAAACAUAUCUAUAAAUUUGUGGCACUUGUCACAACGGCAUAACGCAGUGGAUACUAAAGUGACAAUGAGGAUAAAAGCUUACAUGACACAGAAAAGUCAUCAUCGAGAAUACGAACAUUUUGCUGAUAUACUUAGAAAAAUGUCGAAAUGAAUUGACAGUAAUAUAUUAUUAACAAUCACAACAUAGUUUAAAUAUAUUUUAUUGGCAGUUCCUUUGGAAGACAUUUUAAAAUUGUACACAAUAAUUUUUCUAACUAGUCUUUUCUAUCAAGUCAAUCAGCAACAGUAAUGAAACAAAAUUAACAAAAGGAUAUAAAUUAUAAUAAUUAAUUGGUAAUAACAAAUUAAUCUCCAUAUUGUACAGACUAUGGUUCAGUAAUACAAUCGAGAAAAGGCUAAUUCUUUUUGAAAAAAUAAGUCGAAAAUAUAGAAUAAUAUUUUUUUAACCAAAACUCAAAAUCUUUCAAAUUUGAAAUUUGAAAGAUUUCGAGUCGGAAACUAAGUCUCGUGCAAAAACUUCUUUUUCUACAUUUUCGAUUUAUUUGUUCAAAAGAAAUCAGUCCUUUUCCAUACUACGAAACUUGGCUGUGUGUAUAUAUACACACACAUCAUGUUUUCCAAACUAGAAAUGAAUAUUGUACAAAAUGUAUAAUCAAUGUAUAAAAAUUUAUACGUUCGUGCAAUAAAAGUAUUAUCCAGAUAUUUA